This is a messenger RNA of Laccaria bicolor S238N-H82, 1522 nucleotides long. RefSeq lists its product as uncharacterized. The coding region runs from base 1 to 1410 and encodes 469 amino acids. Gene Ontology annotation, molecular function: cAMP-dependent protein kinase regulator activity. The record is from RefSeq and is a predicted model, not a curated record. Gene Ontology annotation, cellular component: cAMP-dependent protein kinase complex; nucleus. NCBI's taxonomy places the organism in Eukaryota, Fungi, Basidiomycota, Agaricomycetes, Agaricales, Hydnangiaceae. The transcript is spliced from 3 exons. Gene Ontology annotation, biological process: regulation of protein phosphorylation.
AUGUCAACAUUUGAAGCACUUGUCAAUGAUCUGACUCGCGACGCCCAUCGCGUUCAACCCAAAGAUGCUCUCCAAUUCUGUGCCAAUUGGUUUCAAUCUCGCUUGGAGGAACAAAGAGCGCGUACCCGCGAUAUCCUUUCUCAGCGCUCCGUCUCAGCACCUUGCGAGCUUCAUACAGACACGCAUUUUGGCAAUAGCAUUGGGCUACCCACACUCUCACCCUUUCCCCGACCCCGCUCAUCUAUCCGAGAUAGCAUCGCACAGAGUCCAUUUGGCACACUCAAUGUUCCAGGUAACGCGCUGCUUUCGGGUGAUCGGACGCCGCCAUCACUAAGAUACGGGCAGCACGAGCUUCCUCCCACUUCACCACUUACCACCGUGAACCCCUUUGCGACAUUUGAUACCACGACUCCUACAUCUCGGGAUUCUGGAGAUUAUCUACACGCUCCAACAUCCUCGAUAUUUGCACGGCGAACGUCAGUUUCCGCAGAAUCCAUUGCUGUUGAUAGUCAUAGCGAUGAGCCACUCCCUGUAUACCCUAAAACGGACGACCAGCUACGCCGCAUCAAAGCAGCCAUCAGGGGUAACUUUAUCUUUCGUGAUCUUGAUGAGGAGCAAGAAACGGGCGUGUUGGCUGCAAUGCAAGAGCGAAAAGUGCCCAAGGAUGAAGUGGUGAUUCGGCAGGGUGAUGUAGGAGAGUACUUCUACGUUGUUGAAUCUGGGCUCCUUCAUUGUUACAUUCCAUCAUCCACGGAGGACAAAUUUCUCCAACCAAAGUACCAUCCUGAACUCGGUAGACAAGUACAGGAAUGCAAACCUGGCAGCUCUUUUGGCGAGUUGGCCCUGAUGUAUGGCCAUCCUCGUGCUGCAUCUGUUUUGGCUAUGGAGCCAUCCACUUUGUGGGCGCUGGACCGCAUCACAUUCCGCACCAUUAUUUUGAAGGCGGCUCAUAGGAGGCGCACGAUGUAUGAACAGUUCUUGUCAACUGUGACGCUGUUGUCGUCGCUGGAUGCCCCCGAGAGGAGCAAGAUCGCCGAUGCCCUAGUUAGCAGCGUAUACAAAGACGGUGAAGCAGUUGUCAAGCAAGGAGAACUCGGGGACACAUUCUUUUUUAUUGAGGAAGGGGAGGCGAUUGCUACGAAAACCCAGCAAACCGACGAGGGAGAGAGUCGUGAAAUCAAAGUCGGUCAUUUGAAAAAGGGUGACUACUUUGGCGAGCUUUCUCUUCUGCGAGCAGCGCCAAGGGCGGCGACGGUGAGCGCCAUUCACAGAACAAACGCUGCGACGCCGAAAUUAAAGGUGGCAGCGCUGGAUGAAGCUGCAUUCACCCGCUUGCUGGGACCUCUCCGGGAGAUCAUGGAACGAAAGGCAGGGGAGCGUUAUGGCCCCAGGCUAUCGUUGUCGCGAUGAGCUCUGUGUAACAACUAUACCCAUUACUCUGUGAUAUGUACCGUGUAUUUCACGUAAACAUCCUCAUCUUGUACGCUUUGAUUUUUACCUUACUUUAUUGAACAACAACCGU